This is a messenger RNA of Nerophis lumbriciformis (worm pipefish), 687 nucleotides long. NCBI's taxonomy places the organism in Eukaryota, Metazoa, Chordata, Actinopteri, Syngnathiformes, Syngnathidae. The record is from RefSeq and is a predicted model, not a curated record.
AUGUUGUGUUUUCGGACCACCGCGGUGCUCGUCAGACAGCUGGCCGGGCUGCACUACACUCACUCCGGCUACAGCAAUCUCCGGUCCAUCGCUGCAUAUGUCCAGGGUCAGAGCCCCGAACCACGGAUCCGAGAAUACUUCUACUACAUUGACCACCAAGGACAGUUGUUUCUGGAUGACACCAAAAUGAAGAAUUUUGUCACCUGUUUCAAAGACAAACAGUUCCUAGUCUUCUUCUUCAGUCGUCUCCGUGUAAACCAGAGCGGACGCUACGAGGAAGACUUCCCCUUCCUGUCGCUAUGUGGGAGAGAGAGGAACUUCCUGAGUUGUGACGAUCGACCGGUGGUCUUCACCCACAUGCUACAAGACUCCACCGGCAAGCAGGACAUGCUGUCAUUCUGCGGCGGUGCAGAGAAGCUGACUAUCCCCUUCCAACCUGAGGCGCUCUAUAUGCAUCCAGCCAACGGACGAGUUUACCAUCCCUGCUCAGAUAGAACCGGCAGCAUUGGGCUGGUGAGGUCUGCCCUGGCUAUCGAGCUCAGCCCUUUCUUCAUCCAUGCUUCAGACGGAAGUCAGGCAGGGCCACCCACACACUUCCUGUGGAAGAAACAGCAGUACAAACUAACCAAUGAGCUGGCAGGAAGCUUUCCCAAAGAAGAGGAUGACUGUGGAGCUGGACGGGACUAA